AGCAUGCCCUGCCCUUGGCCAACCUGGGUCUGCCCAGACACCUCAUCCAGCACCACCGUGCGUCGCCUGCCUACGUCACAUACGUGUCCCCCAUGGUCAGGAUGCUCGUUGAGCAGGAUCAGCGCAGAAGGGAUGCAUCAACCUGCCCAGCAAAGGCAGAGUCAAAUGGAGAGUCUCAGGAAGAUGGUUCUGAGGAGGAAACCCAAGUGCUGUCAGAACUGAGUGGAAGUAGCAGCACCAUCUUGACUGGGAGGAGCUUGGCAGACUGUCCUACUGGCCCUCUGCAAGAAGCACUGGCUGCUUUUGGCAACGCCCUUCACUGCCUUCAGCUAUCUGAGAUGCAGAGAGAUGAUGCCCUGAAGGACUUCACUGUGUGA
Molecule: messenger RNA, 377 nt
Organism: Mesitornis unicolor (brown roatelo)
Lineage: Eukaryota; Metazoa; Chordata; Aves; Mesitornithiformes; Mesitornithidae
Product: CMT1A duplicated region transcript 4 protein homolog
Exons: 2
Source: RefSeq, a predicted model, not a curated record